Messenger RNA from Caenorhabditis remanei, 429 nucleotides. RefSeq lists its product as uncharacterized. Gene Ontology annotation, biological process: SRP-dependent cotranslational protein targeting to membrane; SRP-dependent cotranslational protein targeting to membrane, signal sequence recognition. The transcript is spliced from 3 exons. NCBI's taxonomy places the organism in Eukaryota, Metazoa, Nematoda, Chromadorea, Rhabditida, Rhabditidae. Gene Ontology annotation, cellular component: signal recognition particle, endoplasmic reticulum targeting. Bases 1 to 429 code for a protein of 142 amino acids. Gene Ontology annotation, molecular function: 7S RNA binding. The record is from RefSeq and is a predicted model, not a curated record.
AUGGCCACUGGUCUCUCAGCAGAACCACUCUCCAGUCAAAAGCGAUGGGUUGUGAUUUACCCAGCUUACAUUGAUAAGAAGAAGACAACCAAGCAGGGACGAAAGAUUUCUAAACUUUUGGCUGUCGACAAUCCAACCUCUGCUGAAAUUCACGAUGUUCUCGCCGCUGUCGGAUUCAAUCCACUUCUGGAGCGAACAAAAUGUUAUCCACGAGACGGCGAUCGUGAUUUUGAAGUUCAAGGACGUGUUCGAGUUCAGCUGAAAAAUGAUGAUGGAACACCGAAGCAUGCACAAAAAACGAGGGAUGAAGUCUUUAAACUGGCGGCCGAGAUGAUUCCAAAGCUGAAGACACGUCAACCAGGAUAUUCCGCUCCAGCAGUCGCAUCGAGCUCGGGAGCCGCUGGAAAGAAGAAUAAGAAGAAGAAGUAA